Scophthalmus maximus (turbot) is the source of this 822-nucleotide messenger RNA. Its product is annotated as lecithin retinol acyltransferase-like. Gene Ontology annotation, molecular function: glycerophospholipid phospholipase A1 activity; A2-type glycerophospholipase activity. The transcript is spliced from 6 exons. Gene Ontology annotation, biological process: N-acylphosphatidylethanolamine metabolic process. The coding region runs from base 197 to 751 and encodes 184 amino acids. NCBI's taxonomy places the organism in Eukaryota, Metazoa, Chordata, Actinopteri, Pleuronectiformes, Scophthalmidae. The record is from RefSeq and is a predicted model, not a curated record. Gene Ontology annotation, cellular component: cytoplasm.
CCUCUGCACCAACAGGCUUCCUCCGUCUCACCGAAGAAGGAGCUUGAUUUUUCCACCUCCCUCAUCUCUUCCUCUAAACAUCAGUGAAAAAAAGUCUUUACAUAGGAAAUUCGAGUUAUGUUUUAGCCAAAAGAACGGUUCCAGACUAUCUCCCGUGAUUCCCUGUGGCGUGUUACAGUCCCUCACCGCUGCAAGUAUGAGGAACCUGAUCUCGAUGGCUGUGAUCCUUCAUGUGGUGAUCACAGCAGCAGGCCUACAGCUCAAUGGAGAAGAAGUGCAGUUUGGAGACAUGAUUGCUUAUCCACCUGUGUGUGAUGGAAAAAUUACCCUCCAGCAUUUUGCUGUUUAUGUGGGCGACAGAACUUUCCCUGGCAAAGAACCGGAGCACGACAUAUUUGAACGCUUGAAGGAUACUAAGACUCUGAGCCCAACCUGCAUUUUCUCUACACUCAACGUGGCUGACAAGCCUUAUGUUUUUAAUUACCUUGAUGGCUAUAAGGAAAAUGGGAAGGAAUACAAGAAAGGAAAAGAGGAAAAAAUGGAAGAACGCAUCAGAGAGAAAUACAACAAAUGUUCACUCUAUAGUGCUGUUGGAAACAACUGUGAACACCUGGCUACCUAUGUGCGCUAUGGAGAGAAGAUAUCACUGCAGGUCAACCUGUCGGGUGAGAAGCUCUGCAUUUUACCAAAGGCUCAACAAAAGUUGGUGUAUGCAAAGGGUGUUGCCAAGUGCCAAAAUAAGGAUGGCUAAGAAGUAUUGUGUCAGUCAAAGCUUUCCUCACCUGAUAUGGGUUUUUGAAAUAAAAAAAAAAGAGCAAGUUA